Dracunculus medinensis (Guinea worm) is the source of this 213-nucleotide messenger RNA. The record is from the annotation of a GenBank genome assembly. Lineage: Eukaryota; Metazoa; Nematoda; Chromadorea; Rhabditida; Dracunculidae.
AUGCUGUCAAUUGCUUUAAUUGGUAGUUUGAGCUCAUCACAUAUAUACUGUUGGUAUGGUUUUGGAUUCUCGUGCUUUUCUGCUGCUGCUGUGGUUAUUACUGUUCCUACUGGUACUAAGGUUUUUAGUUGUUUAUCUAUUUUGCAUGGUAUGCGGAUAGUUUUCCAGCCUGUCGGUUUUAUUUCUGAAUGGCUUUUUACUGGUGCGAUCUGA